AUGAAUAAUGAAUCUAACGUAUACAUUCGCAAAAGCAAAAAUAUUAAGCAGCAAGCAGUUCCGAGAAAUUCUGAUGAAAUAGACAUGGGUAAUAGUCGAAGAGCCAAUGAAAAAGAAAACAGUUCUCGCUUGUACUAAAAUAUUGGUGGUAGUUUGAUGAAUAACAUAGGACUUGAUUAAAUUAAGAUUGGGAAUACCUCUUAGUAUUACAGUGCAGGAGGAACACAAACAAAUUUACCUUCUCAUAUGGGUUUAUCUUAAAACAGUGGGAUUUCAAAUCAAACAACUAAUAGCUAAGGAUCAAAUAGCACUUAAAAUGUGAUACUUACUGUUACUAGAAUUGUUCCAUAUUAAUAACACCCUUCCUAAACAUAACAAUUGUAAUAAUAAAUACUUAAUCAUUAACAAUAACAAUAGUUAAUGAGCUCACUUUAGAAUAAUAUGCUGUAAUCUUCAUAGUUUUAAUAAUAGUCAGGGAAUCAAAAUAUAUACUACCAAAACUAUCAACAAAGUAAUUCUUAGAAGGGCUAAAUGAAUUCCCCCACAAGAAGAUUUGUUCAAAAUCAAAAACCUUUACAAAAUGGAUAAUCAAAAAAAACACAAUCGAUAGGAAAUAUACAAUAAUAGUAAUAAUAAGUAACAAAUGCAAGUAUAGAAAAAACUAACGAGACAGAUGAUGUUAAUUCACCCGGAGGCCCAAGAUAGAUCUCAAUACAUUAUUUAAAUGGAUAAAGCUCUUUCUAAGGUUAAGUGUAAUAAAAUAAUUUAUCAGGUUAGAGUAUGGGAGUCCAUUACAAUGCACAAAAAAAGAGCAUGAAUCAUAUAGAAAUGGAGGAAUCGGGAGGUUAAGGUGCUGAUUAAUCUGGUAAUUGUUCAGGAUUGGAUAAGUCACCUAAAUUUAAACCAUAAACAAAGUUUCCACCAAUAACAAAGGGCUCAAGUGCACAAAGUAGCUAAAAUACAAGCAAUUACAAAUUAUAAAAAAUAAAAAUGUAAGAUAAAGAAGUUCGAAAAAAUAUUGUAGCUCUUGAUUCUAUUUCUAGAAUGGAUUAGUUUACAGGUUUAAAUUAAGUUGGCGGUGUCUUAGGAAAUAAUACAUUUAAAAUUCUAAAAUAAGGUUAGCAAUAAGGAAGCUAUUACAAUUAGUUCAAUAAAGCCAUUUAGGAGAGCAAUGGAAUAUUAGCUGUGGGAAACUCUUUGAAUCAGCUUGAUAUGGAUAUAAAAGGUAUAAUACCUUAAGAGAAUCCUCAUUAUUAUCCAUCUUAUAAAGUAAAAAGAGCUAAUCCUAAUUAAAAGCACUCAAAAGAUUUCCAUACAAAUAAAGAUACAAAAGAAAAUGGAGAUAACUUAUAUUUAGAAGUGGUAAAUUCUAAAUAAAUGAACGAAGUCAAUCACAACUUUAUUUCUUCUUAGCAAGAAUUCAAUUAGAACUACCCUUCUACUGCAGGCUAAGGGGAAGGAAGAGAAAAUAAAUUUAUCGAAAAUUACUCAGCUGGAUAAGAAGAUGCAAAUAGUAAUGAUAUAAAUAGAUCUUCUAGCACUCCUAUGCUAUUGAAGAAAGAAGCUACUAAGCGUCUUGAAAAGAUAAAACAUCAUAAUACAAUAGAAGGUAAUGGGAAUGAAAACGAAUAGUAAAACAACCGCUAUGAAAAAAUUACAUCUCAAAAGAUCAAUGCAGUUUUAGGAAGUAAUUCAUCUAAGCAUGUUGUCACUAUUCAAAAGAAAGAAAAAUCAAAACUAAAUUUAAAUAGAUUUGAAGAUUCUGAUAGAGAAAGUGAUCAUCCCUAACUGAAUCCACUCACUCAGAAGAAGUAUUCUCAUAAUGGGCAAUCAGUGAAUGCAAAAAAGCCUAUAUCUGGAGCCAUUUAAGCAAAUACAAGUCUUAAACCUAUUAAAAUUUUAAAAAAAUAGUAAGAAGGCGAACUUUCAGAAAAUUAAAAUGCUGAAACUGUAAGCAUCCGCUCAUCUAACAUUGAUUUACAGUAAACUCCCCAAUAAAGCGUAAAAGAAAGUGGUAAGAAAGCUCCAAAAGAAGAACAAAUUUCUUCAUCGAAUAAUACAAAUUAAGAAGAAGAUUAUUAAGGAGAUGAUGAAGACUUUAAAGGAUCUUCAAAUCUUAGUAAUCAAGCCAAACAAAACUACUAAAAUAAUAAAGGAACAGAUUUUUUCAAGAUUAACCCCAAAGAAAAUCAACUAAAUUAAAACGAGAGAGCCAGCAGCAAUAUUAAAGGAGCUAUAAUAACAAACGAUCAAUCAUCAUUUGAAAAAACUCCAUAAAUGAGAAAAAAAACAUACUAACAAAAAUAAGCUAUGAAUUUGGGAAAUAACUAGAUUAAAUAAAAUGGCGAAUUAGACAAUAUUCUAAAUGAUAGCAUUCAAAAAGCUCCUUUGAAUAUAAAGACAACAAAAGAAAAAGAAGCCAAGCUAUCUGAAUAAACUAUUUAAAAUAAUGCUGACAUAAACGCCUCAAAUAAAAAAAAAUAGAAAAAGAAAAAGAAAAGAAACACAUUAGUUGGACCUCAAGGUGGCUAAAAUAAUGGUUUAUCCUCAUUAAACUAAGGUUAAAUGAAGAAUGGCUAAUUAGUAGGAAAAUAUGAUAACCUUCCUAAAGAAGUGUAAAGGAUAAACUAAUAUUAAGAUUUCAUAAGAGCAGUUAAUUUCUCUAACAAUAUUGAUGUUAUUCCAAUUUAAAAGCCUUGCUUUAAGAUGUAUGUUGGCAAAGGUAAUAAUUCUUACUUAAUCAAAUCAAGCGUUAAAUAGAGAUGGUGGCUUCAGUUAGAAACAAACAAAGAUAAAGUUGAUCAAUGCCACAUAGUGUGGACAUAGCUAAGAUUUAAUGAAUUUCUUAAUAACCUCAAAGCUUUUACUGGACCCAGGAUCACAACAGACAAUUAAAUCCUUGGUUCUGAAUAAAAGAUUAAUAUAAAAACUAACGACUCAUUUGCAGAUACAAACAAUAACAACGAUGCUUCUACGAACUUUGAAAACUCCCCACUCCUAGACCACAAAAUGAAUUCAUCAAUAAAUAAAGAUUUAGACUCAUAAAGCCAAUUAUAAGGAGACUUAGGGAAUGCAAUUGAUUCAAGUGAUUCAGAAACUGAAAAAUUAAGAUCUUUAACAUCUCGUCCCACAGUUAAAAAAUCUAACUCUUUAAAUAAUUCCCUCUCUAGUUUAAAAGCAGAGUUAAAGAAAGGCUCUCCUAACCCAGGAACAGCAAAUUCAUAACCAUAAAAUAAAGAAACACGUUCUCUCACACCAAGCACUAGAGGAAAUGCCCCAUAGAAUUAAUUGAAAGUGUAAGCAACCUAUAAUGUAAAUGCUAAGCGUUUAUUCCAUCCUAAUGACUUUAAAAAAAUUAUGGAGAUUCAACCUAACAAAGACUACGAUUUAAGAUAUUUCUUUUCCUAAUCUCUGCCUGAUUAAUUUUAACAAUUCCAAAAAGAAUUCGACACUUUUUAAGAUCCUAACUCAUUAAAAAUGCAUAAUCACUUGGAAAAUAAUUGGAAUCUCUCAAAUAAAAAAGCUCUCUUUUAUAAUUUAAGAAACUAUUACACAACAAUAAAACAGAACCCAUUCGAAAACAUACCAUUAACUUUUCAUAUUAAAGAUGGAAUUAAUGAUCCUGAAUACACCAAAUUUUUAGAACACUGGAAACAAAAAGAAGAUGAAUGCAACUAAAAAGAAAAGUUGAGAUUAGAAUACAAGUAUUCUUCAGAUAAAGCAAAGCAAUCAAUAGGAAGUAAUAUGAAGAAACCCAGAAAUAUUUGGAUUAUAAAACCAGGUGAAAUUACAAACAGAGGAACAGGUAUUACAGUUCUCAAUGAAAUAGAUUAAAUCACUUAACUUUUAGCUAAAAAUGAUUUACACCCAAACGGUAAGCCAAAAACCUACAUAGUUUAAAAAUAUUUAGACAAUCCACUACUUUAUAAUAAGCGUAAAUUUGACAUUAGAUGCUAUCUGCUUGUUACUGUUAUAAAAGGAAGGAUGAAGGCAUACUGGUAUUAAGAUGGGUAUAUUAGAACUAGUUGUAAGGAGUAUAAUUGCAAAAGCUUAACUAAUAAAAUGAUUCAUUUAACAAAUGACGCUGUGCAAAAAAAGUGCGAAGAUUAUGGAAAAUAUGAACCUGGAAAUAAACUUUCUUAUAAUGAUCUUUAAAGGUAUCUUGACUAGAAUCACACAGAAUAAAAAAUAAAUUUCUAAACUGUUAUUUAUCCUAGAAUGAGAUAAUUAGCUCUUGAUUGUAUUAAAUCAACUUUCCUUAAGAUGGAUCCACAGAGAAGGGAAAUCACCUUUGAAGUUUUUGGUUUAGAUUACAUGAUUGAUGAAGAAUUUAAAACGUGGCUUAUUGAAGUAAAUACUAACCCAUGCCUUGAGCUCUCUUCACCUCUUCUAGCACGUAUUAUUCCAGCUAUGAUAGAAAAUGCUUUUAGAAUCGCAAUUGAUCCCAUUUUUGGAUUUCCUCCAAUUAAUGACUGGUCAGCAUCUGCUAAAAAAACAUUCAUUCCUGAUUCAAUAAUGGAAAACAAUAAAUUUGAAUUGAUAUUUGACGAAGCAUUUGAUGGUCCAUCUUUACAAGCUCUUUUCGCUCAAUAUAAUGAAUAAUAAUAGGAUAUAAUUAUAGAAGAAGAAGAGGAGGAAGAGGAAGAAAUUGAAGAUGAAUAAUGA
This is a messenger RNA of Tetrahymena thermophila SB210, 4665 nucleotides long. RefSeq names its product tubulin-tyrosine ligase family protein. The transcript has 17 exons. NCBI's taxonomy places the organism in Eukaryota, Ciliophora, Oligohymenophorea, Hymenostomatida, Tetrahymenidae. Gene Ontology annotation, biological process: protein modification process. The record is from RefSeq and is a predicted model, not a curated record.